AUGUGGGAUCUUUUUUGGGACUGGGACCAAAGAAGGAUUCUUCCGGUCACAGCGGCUGUGAUGGAAACCGCAAGCCCCAACCUCAACGAGUGCACACAAUUCGCAGAAGGAAUUAAGUCCAAGACACCAGAGGUCAUGCUCACCUACAACCUCUCGCCGUCCUUCAAGUGGGAUGCUUUCGGUAUGACGGAUCAGCAAAUGUACAUAACGCUUGCGGGUUUCCAUGCGGUUGCUCUUGUGGUCGAUACCUUUGCAGAGGAUUACGCAAGGAGAGGGAUGCUGGCUUAUGUGGAGAGGAUUCAGAGAGAAGAGAGGAGCAAUGGGAUUGACACUUUGGCUCAUCAGAAAUGGUCAGGUGCUAAUUACUAUGAUCAUUAUCUUAAGACCGUCCAAGAGGAGCAAGGACGAGAAUUAGCAGCAAACGUGACAGAUCAGGAUUUUACCAGUUCCAAGGCUCGGUCACAGCGGCUGUGGUCCGUGGCUGGGCCUUUGCAUAGAUCACUGACAUUAUCUGGAUGGAAACGGCAAGCCCCGAUCUCAAUGAGUACACACAAUUCGCAGAAGGAAUCAAGUCCAAGACACCAGAGGUCAUGCUCGCCUACAACCUCUCGCCGUCCUUCAAGUGGGACGCUUCCGUACAUAACGCUUGCGGGUUUCCAUGCAAUUGCUCUUGUUGGUGAUACCUUUGCAGAUGAUUACGCAAGGAGAGGGAUGCUGGCUUAUGUGGAGAGGAUUCAGAGAGAAGAGAGGAGCAAUGGAGUUGACAUUUUUGCUCAUCAGAAAUGGUCAGGUGCUAAUUACUAUGAUCGUUAUCUUAAGACCGUCCAAGAGGAGCAAGGACGAGAAUUAGCAGCAAACGUGACAGAUCAGGAUUUUACCAGUUCCAAGGCUCGGUCACAGCGGCUGUGGUCCGUGGCUGGGCCUUUGCAUAGAUCACUGACAUUAUCUGGAUGGAAAGAGCAACCCCCGAUCUCAAUGAGUGCACACAAUUCGCAGAAGGAAUCAAGUCCAAGACGCCAGAGGUCAUGCUCGCCUACAACCUCUCGCCGUCCUUCAAGUGGGAUGCUUCCGUACAUAACACUUGCGGGUUUCCAUGUAAUUGCUCUUGUGGUCGAUACCUUUGCAGAGGAUUACGCAAGGAGAGGGAUGCUGGCUUAUGUGGAGAGGAUUCAGAGAGAAGAGAGGAGCAAUGGAGUUGGAACUUUUGCUCAUCAGAAAUGGUCAGGUGCUAAUUACUAUGAUCGUUAUCUUAAGACCGUCCAAGCCAGGUAUGAGAUCGGCCUAUCAGAGGAGCAAUUACGAGAAUUAGCAGCAAACAUGACAGAUCAGGAUUUUACCAGUUCUAAGGCUCGGUCACAGCGGCUGUGGUCCGUGGCUGGGCCUUUGCAUAGAUCACUGACAUUAUCUGGAUGGAAAGAGCAAGCCCCGAUCUCAAUGAGUGCACACAAUUUGCAGAAGGAAUCAAGUCCAAGACGCCAGAGGUCAUGCUCGCCUACAACCUCUCGCCGUCCUUCAUGUGGGACGCUUCCGUACAUAACGCUUGCGGGUUUCCAUGUAAUUGCUCUUGUGGUCGAUACCUUUGCAGAGGAUUACGCAGGGAGAGGGAUGCUGGCUUAUGUGGAGAGGAUUCAGAGAGAAGAGAGGAGCAAUGGAGUUGAAACUUUUGCUCAUCAGAAAUGGUCAGGUGCUAAUUACUAUGAUCGUUAUCUUAAGACCGUCCAAGGAUUUUACCAGUUCCAGCGGCUGUGGUCCGUGGCUGGGCCUUUGCAUAGAUCACUGACAUUAUCUGGAUGGAAAGAGCAACCCCCGAUCUCAAUGAGUGCACACAAUUCGCAGAAGGAAUCAAGUCCAAGACACCAGAGGUCAUGCUCGCCUACAACCUCUCGCUGUCCUUCAAGUGGGACGCUUCCGUACAUAAUGCUUGCGGGUUUCCAUGUAAUUGCUCUUGUGGUCGAUACCUUUGCAGAGGAUUACGCAAGGAGAGGGAUGCUGGCUUAUGUGGAGAGGAUUCAGAGAGAAGAGAGGAGCAAUGGAGUUGAAACUUUUGCUCAUCAGAAAUGGUCAGGUGCUAAUUACUAUGAUCGUUAUCUUAAGACCGUCCAA
This is a messenger RNA of Thlaspi arvense, 2103 nucleotides long. The record is from the annotation of a GenBank genome assembly. Lineage: Eukaryota; Viridiplantae; Streptophyta; Magnoliopsida; Brassicales; Brassicaceae.